AUGGAAGAUGGGAGCAUGCGGCGAAGACUGGGCCAGAAGCCUAGUAAUCCAUCUGGAGCUGCGAACAACCAAUCAGCAGAUGAUCAGUCGGAGCCCCGACCAAGAGUCCUGGAUGAUACUGCAGAAGAGACGACGACGCCUGAUCAGCGAGGUGUUGCGAGAGCAUCUGCGGGCAGAGUUUCUGGGAAAGGUCAGGGAGAGACGGCGGCGUCUGCGGAUGAAGGUGAGUUGACAGCUGCAGAAGCCGCAGUGAAUCCUUUUUGGUCUGAACGCGCCCAGGCGGAGGUCCAGCUGGCGCUAGCACGCCCCGACUUUCUGGGAGAGGUGACUGGACAGAACUCUGGUGGCCCAUCUUCCACGUCCACGGAGAUGAGGCCAGCAAAUGAGACGCCGGAAGUGCCAGGGAGUGCGGUGGAAGCGCGCAGGGCUGUAGCAGAACACCCUGUGGGACCACCGGUUAGCUUGGGCCCGCCUGCUGCGGUAACAACCACUAUUAGUGGACAAGCUGUUGCAGAAGAACCUCAGCCUGGCGAGCCUGGGUUGAGGCCGGGAGAGCGCCAGAUUCUGACCGAGAUGAAGGGUAUCCUCGAGAUGUUAGUGGCUCAAAACACUGAGCUGCGUGAUCAGAAUGAGAGCCUGCAAUCUCGCCUGGAAAAGCUGGAGGAGGAUCGUUCCGCUGCGUGGCGUUCGGUUGCCUCUGGGGGAGCUCAGGAUUGGAGGGUGCAAUCAGAGAUGGGACUGAAGGAUAGUCGCUUGCGAGAUCGAACUCCAGAACCAUCUGUGAAUCCAGAAGCUUGCGAAGGAGGCUUGUACGAGCGCGUUGUGGGACUGGAUAGAAGGUCAGAUUUGACUGGAAUGUUUGAGGGUACGCCGGAUACCGCCGUCCCGGGUUGGGAGAACACGGUUCCAGGGGGUAGACCUGAUGCGCAUGAUGAUCUCGUUGAUCCGUGGCAAGGCCUUGACGUUGCCGGCCUGGGCGUAGGUCCUGGCAGGGACCCUUUUGUGCCAGGAGAUCGGACGUAUUGGAAUCUGCCCAUCUUGGAGGAUCCUUCGCAACCGUCACCUGCGACGCGCGCGUCAGACUGGCUGGUACAGAUCAGGCCGAUGCUCUAUGAUCUUUCUGACAUGUCCCAGUGCUGGUGGCAGAGAGUAGAGUUCGAGAGCCAGGUGUGGUACCAACGGUGGUGUCGGGCAUCAGCUCUUGAGAGAGGGUUAAUUGUGCCUAAGAUGAGCUCCGAGCUAAGUCACAUGCGUUUUCGGAGGCUGGAAUCGAGGGCGUAUGGGAUGCUUCAGACGGCAGUGCCGGCUAUCAUCAGGGAUGAGCUUCUAGCUUCAAGAUCGUUGAAUUGUGUGAGCCUUCUUUUCCAAAUCCUCAAGGUGUAUGCGCCGGGGGGCCUGCAGGAGCGAACUCAAAUUCUUGGUGAUCUUACCAAUCUAGGAGUGGCUCGCAGUGCUUCGGAAGCGGUGCAAGCGCUGAGGGGCUGGAGCAGGACUUAUGCGAGAGCUCGCACCAUGGGUGUGUCAGUUCCUGACCCUGCGCUGGUCCUUCGUGGUUUGGACACGCAUACGGAGGGACUGCUUCGGAAGGCAGUGCAUUCACAGGUAUCCUUUCGAGUGUCCACGGCCAGGAAUCACUUGCGACUGGACCACAACCCCACCAUGGGGGCGGUUAUGGAGUUCUUGAAGGUUCUUCAGAGUGAGUGGGAACAGGUUUCGGUUUCUGGUCAGGACGAAGCCCCAAAGCCUCCAAGAGCUGCUCGGAUGGAAGCGGGCGCAAAGGGGGACGGUAAGGGAGAUAAGGGCAACGACGACAAAGGUGGGAAUCAAAAGGGGAAGGUCGGGACUGCUCGCAUUACCAUGAUUUCUCGGCGGCCAAAGGGCAGAGCCGAUGCUACAACUGUGGUUCAGAUCAACACAGGCAACAAGAUUGCUCAAGACCGAAAGGUGUCGCAAACGCAAGUCCUGGAAGAAGCUCAGAAGCUGCUGAAGUCACUACGGAUUGCCGCGCUCAGGGUGGGUCCCGAAUCCAGCGCAGAAUCCACGGGGGAAGUGAAUGAUCAGGAUGCACUAGGUGACAGUGAGAAAGAUCAAGGGGCCUACAGGGCGCUCUGCAUUCAGCUCAUUGGUGAGUUGGAACAGUGUCGGGCUCAAAAGAUUCAAAAGGCUCUGAACUUGAGAGCUUUGAAGCUGGGUAGUCCUUGUGGGGAGUCCGAACAGCCGUGUGCGUGGGGAUCAGAACUUGAUGUCUUGAAAACACUCCGGGAGAUUUGUCCUGAGGAGUCAGAGGGAGUGCUUGCCAGGGCUGUUCCGAUCCAGUGUGGGGACUAUCCUGUAGGGGCGAGUGUGUUCCUGGGUCUUAAUCGGAGGGCUCGAAAGGCGAUCCAACUCGCCAAGCAUGUGGUACUGAAUCUGUGUCCAGGCAAGCCCAAGGUGUCAUGGCGAAAUCUGUUUGGUGCGCAGACCGUGGUUCUCACUGUUGCUACGAGUCGCAGUCCAGGUGUGUUUGACGAACGUACAUUCUCCUGGUUAGCUACUCUAUGUGCGUCCGGGAAGGUUGCAGCAGUGGUAGGUAGCCAAUCCAGGGUGGUGUCUAACUCCAGAGAUGAGGGAGAGUGUCAAGGGGAAGUUGAGAUCGCGCAUGAGAAUCAAUUGAUCCAGGUGCUGCGUACGUUGGUGUUGCACAGGCUUGCUGAGCGCAACCGUGAAGGAGGAAGUGUGUUGGUGUUGGAGGGCUCUGACAGGGCUAGGUUCUGGAACAAGUUGUCCUUGCCUGUGUGGAGCCACAACGAGCUUUCGGUGCAGCUGGAGACUCAGCGAAUCACACACCUUCGUGGUUGUCAGUCGUUCUGUGGAGUGGGUGCUGUAGAUGAGCGUACGGAUGGUGACCAUGAGAAUCACUCCGCCGAUUGGUCGGACGAGUUGGUGAAGGUAGUGCAUCGGCAUGCAAACGCAUUGACCUUGAACUUGGACCUGAUUGGCCCUUGGGCGGCUGGAGAUGACCAUGCCGUAGCCGGACCGGUGCGCCACAUCCUGGUAGCGACUCUUGGAGUCCCCAUCCUCGAGGGUGGAAAGCCACUUCCUCUUGAACAAAGAGACGAGAGAGAGGAGAGAGAGAGAGAGAGAAGAAGCGAUAGAAGAUGA
Symbiodinium natans is the source of this 3141-nucleotide messenger RNA. NCBI's taxonomy places the organism in Eukaryota, Dinophyceae, Suessiales, Symbiodiniaceae. The record is from the annotation of a GenBank genome assembly.